Molecule: messenger RNA, 291 nt
Organism: Dovyalis caffra
Lineage: Eukaryota; Viridiplantae; Streptophyta; Magnoliopsida; Malpighiales; Salicaceae
Source: the annotation of a GenBank genome assembly
AUGUCAAACAUCAUAUUUAGAAACAGUAUCAAAGAUUGGAAGCACGAGAAAUUCAAGACAACAACUUCCGGGACGAUCGUAGAGUCAAAAAAUCAAGUUUUAAAAUAUAUGCAAUUUCAAGUUAUGAUUUUCAAGGAAGUUCGGGAAAAUGGCUUUGAGAUUGAUUCAAGUUUAAAAACCAUGUCUUUUUUAAUAUACACAUCUUUUGGGAUCGUGAUUCUCAAGAAAGUUCAAGAAACCGACUUUAAGAUCGAUUUAAGUUCAAAAAUCAAGGAUUUGAAUUAUAUGUGA